UCUCUGAUCUCUUAUUGAUAUUAUAUCUUGUACUAAGACAAGAGCCUUCCAGAAAAUGGGCAGUGAAUCAACGCAAUCACCUCCGCUGGGGCCUCCGGCAUGCGAGAAGGAUGCGAAGGCACUCUCCUUCAUAGAGGAGAUGACCUGCAAUGCCGACUCGGUCCAGGAGACGGUGCUUCAGGAGAUACUGACUCGCAACUCAGAUACUGAGUACCUCAAACGGUUCCAGCUCAAUGCAGCCACUGACCGGGAGACCUUCAAGGCCAAGGUGCCGGUGGUCACGUACGAGGACCUUCAACCGUACAUACAGCGGAUCGCCAACGGGGACAAAUCCAAUAUCUUCUCUUCUCAUCCCAUCUCCGAGUUCCUCACGAGUUCGGGAACGUCGGCAGGAGAGAGAAAGCUAAUGCCGACGAUCCAAGAAGAGUGGGAUCGUCGCCAGAAACUGUACAGCCUACUCAUGCCCGUUAUGAACCUUUAUGUGCCGGACUUGGACAAAGGAAAGGGCCUCUACUUCCUAUUUGUGAAGGCAGAGGCGAAGACCCCCGGCGGCCUCGUGGCACGUCCUGUGCUGACUAGCUACUACAAGAGCGACCAAUUCAGGAACAGGCCAUACGACCCUCACAACGUUUACACCAGCCCCGACGAGGCCAUCCUGUGUGCUGACUCGUUCCAGAGCAUGUACACCCAGAUGCUCUGUGGCUUGAUCAUGCGAGGAGAGGUCCUCCGGAUGGGGGCCGUGUUCGCCUCUGGCCUGGUGCGGGCUAUUCGUUUCCUCCAGCUGCACUGGGAACAGCUGGCCCAGGACAUAUCAUCGGGGACCCUGAACCCUAAAAUCACAGACCCUUCGAUCCGCGAAUGCAUGGCUAAAAUCUUAAAAGCCGACCCCGAACUCGCGGAAUUCAUUAGGAGGGAAUGCUGUCAGGAGAAUUGGGAGGGAUUUAUCACAAGAAUUUGGCCCAACACGAAGUACUUGGACGUGAUAGUCACUGGUGCUAUGGCUCAAUAUAUUCCCACUCUCGAUUACUACAGCGGUGGGUUGCCACUAACUUGCACGAUGUACGCAUCUUCCGAGUGCUAUUUCGGGCUAAACCUAAAGCCGAUGUGUAAGCCAGCGGAAGUUUCCUACACCAUCAUGCCCAAUAUGGGCUACUUUGAGUUCAUGCCCCAAGACCCGUCAGCCCGCGACCCAUCCCGCUUUCUAGAGCUUACCGAAGUGGAGGUCGGAAAGGAAUAUGAGCUCGUCGUCACAACCUACCCUGGGCUCUGUCGGUACCGAGUAGGGGACAUUCUCCGGGUCACUGGGUUCUAUAACUCGGCCCCCCAGUUCCGCUUCAUAAGGCGAAAGAACGUCCUUUUGAGCAUCGACUCGGACAAGACCGAUGAAUCCGAGCUACAGAAGGCGAUUGAGAAUGCGUCCAAACUGUUGAGUGGUUACGGCACCAGCGUGGUGGAGUACACUAGCUUUGCCGACACCAAGACGAUCCCGGGGCAUUACGUCAUAUACUGGGAACUGCUGAUCAAGGACUCCGGGAACGCACCGCCCCAUGACGUGCUUACCCAGUGCUGCCUUGAAAUGGAAGAGUCGUUGAACUCGGUGUAUCGGCAGGGCCGAGUCGCCGACAACUCAAUUGGGCCGCUAGAGCUGAGGGUCGUCCGGAGUGGCACAUUCGAGGAAGUGAUGGACUACGCUAUCUCCCGGGGCGCGUCAAUCAAUCAAUACAAGCCGCCGAGGUGCGUGAACUUUACACCGAUUGUGGAACUACUGGACUCGAGGGUAGUUUCUACACAUUUUAGCCCCAGGCCACCUCGGUGGUCCCCGGAACGGCGCAGUUGACAUCACCUGAAGCUCGCCCCCAAUACCCUACUUGCCCUAGCCUGUCUCUCUAGUGUGGCUCUCUUUUAAUGUUCAUCUUAAAUAAACUAAUGGAUAUGGUGUUAUGGUGUCGUGUGUGCAGUUAGUUAACCUGUCGAUGUACGGAUGGAUUUCAAUGAGUUGUAUUUGUUCUUCCUCCUCUUUGACAAUUAAUAAUUAGUCAAAAGUCAAUCAUGUA
Punica granatum (pomegranate) is the source of this 2054-nucleotide messenger RNA. The record is from RefSeq and is a predicted model, not a curated record. Lineage: Eukaryota; Viridiplantae; Streptophyta; Magnoliopsida; Myrtales; Lythraceae.